CUUCUAAAUUAUUGUUAUUAAACUAACAUAUAUUACACUCAGUGUUUAAACUGAUAUCUUUAAACACUCAAUACCUUAAUCUUUUAUAGUAUUUUUGCUCAGGCGAUAUCCGGACAUCCUUUACAUGCUAGUUUGAAACGAGAGGGCUUACAUUACGAAAACAAAUGUUUUGUGUUCAGUUUACAAAAUUAAACGUGUUUCCGUAACACUUAACAUCUUUCAUUAAGCUUGGGGAUUGUUAGAUUAUACUAUACUAUAGUUACAUUGCUUUAAAUGCGGAAAUCGUAAAAGAGGACGUUUAAACGUGCAGAACAUACUCUAGUAACGUUAAUCAUUCAUAAAGCAAUGGCAGCAGUAUCCUCACGUUACACUACUUUUAAAAAUUAAAUGUUCUUCACGCCGUCUCUACUCAUUCCUCUUUAAAACAGGUUAAACAUCUGCCGUUAUUACGAUGGUGGUGGAGGUGGAGAGUUUUUAUGGAGUUUAUAUGUUGUGUUGUACGAACCCUAAAUUUAAGGGUCGAAUAUAUAUCGGCUUUACUGUGAACCCAGAGCGCCGAAUCGGUCAACAUAACGCCGGGCGACACAGAGGGGGAGCCAAGAAAACCAGUGGCAGAGGACCAUGGGAGAUGGUGCUUAUUAUUCACGGCUUUCCUUCUGAUAUUGCAGCCCUUCGGUUUGAGUGGGCAUGGCAGCAUCCGCACAUCUCUCGUCGACUGUCCCAUGUUACCCGACGCACCCGUAAAGAGUCGAGUUUGCAGUUCCACUGGCGUGUAGUGUCAAACAUGUUACGGGCUGCACCGUGGUGUCGACUCCCACUUACUGUGCGCUGGCUGAAGCAGGAGUACGGUAUGGAGUUUGCUCCUGAGCUGCAACCUCCUCUGCACAUCCCUCUAACUUUUGGAUGUGUUCGUGCUAAGAGGAAACGACAGCAAGAGUGCAAGGAGCAAGAGGACAGACGGAUGGAGUGGUGUGCACUGUGCAGAGAGCUUGUGAAGGCUGCAGACAGGCUGUCUUGUUUUCACCCUACAUGUCAAAUGGUUUGCCAUUUGAUCUGCCUGGCCCGACAUUUUUUAAAGUCAGACCCUUCUCAUCUACUUCCUGUGGAGGGAGAAUGUCCCAGCUGCAGUCACUCAGUGCUGUGGGGGAGUUUGAUUCGCCACAAAAACGGCUGUUAUGGUGAUUUAGAAGAAAUAACCCCAUCAUUAUCUCAGAGUCAUUGGUCAGAUGAACUACAGUUAUGAGGACACAGCUGUUGUUAUCAUUUCAAGAAGUUUUCCUGAGACUGAGCUGACAAUGAAAUGGACGGCAUCACACUAGGGUCAAAAGAUGUUUUUAGGAAAUGGUGAGAGAUUGAGCAUUUAACUCAAGUCUCACUUGCCUUUAGCUAUGAUCAUAAAGCUGAAAAGUGUCUUCACACACAAGUUUAUAACUUAUUUUUACACACAACAUAUUUAUAAAGCAUUCAAUAAAUGAACAUAAUGUGUAAGCUUAGUUGACAAGAAUAUUGUCUGGAUAGGGAUUUUUAUAAAUAUGAAUUUUUUUUAAACGUUUGUAUGUAACAAUCAUGUAUGGUCAUAUGUUUUGUACAAUAAAUCAUGGUAUUUUUAUAGUUCAUGGGUCUUCAACCGGGGGUCCGCGGUGGAACUGCAAGGGGUCCGCUAAUUACUGUUUAUACACAGGCAACUUAAAAAAAAAAGUAAAGCAUGAGUACAGAAAUAUUACAACCAAUGUUCUCUUAAAGCUGCGCGCACGUGAGCUCCCGCGCAUUGCAACUUUAACCUGCGUGCGCACAAAAACAUCCAUGCAGGAAGCAGAAGCGAUAGAAGAAACGUUACAUCUGCAUCAUAAAAAAUCGGUAAGGCCAAAUCAAAUAAGUACCUAUGUCUUUCUUUCAAGACUGUAAGUUUAGAAUCAGUGCAUUCUCUGUCUCCUUUUCGACAAGUUCAGUGUAGGCUUGAAAGGAGUUUUCAUAUAUUUCUGAACUUCUGUUCAAAUUUGUUAGAGCUGUAAAGCGCUAAUUUGACAGGCAAAUCAUGACACUAGACCGCUUCUGCAUUGAAAACUCAGAAAAACUAUCGUACGUGUUUAAAAUCAAUGAAACGCGCACCGUGUACUGAUGGUGCACGUCAAACAAGUUGCCCCAAAAAUAACGUUGCAUGUAACUCUCCUAAUGUCUGUAAUACACUACAAGACUUUUAAAAUCUGAACAGAUUUUUUCUGUCUUUGUGCCAUUAGCAGGGUCAGUCAUCUCAUUGAAGCCUUAAUAAAAACUAAGGUUCAGGACAAGUAGAUGUUUAACUGUACAUCUCACAGUAAAAUGAAAAUGUAUGACGCUGCAAAUCCCAUAAAAUAAUCAAACAAUCUUUAUUAACAAUACAGUUAAUACACAGAAAAGUAUGUAUGUGCAACAAUAACAUGCAUAAUAGUGCUAAUGUAAUGUCUUAACAUAAUAUUGCUGUGACAAUAAGGGUUGUUUCUAUUUAAAUAGCUCUGUUUACACAUUUAGUAUAAAUGUGUAAA
Molecule: messenger RNA, 2522 nt
Organism: Triplophysa rosa
Lineage: Eukaryota; Metazoa; Chordata; Actinopteri; Cypriniformes; Nemacheilidae
Gene: slx1b
Product: SLX1 homolog B, structure-specific endonuclease subunit
Exons: 5
Coding region: 452-1243 (263 amino acids)
Biological process (GO): double-strand break repair via homologous recombination
Cellular component (GO): Slx1-Slx4 complex
Molecular function (GO): crossover junction DNA endonuclease activity; 5'-flap endonuclease activity
Source: RefSeq, a predicted model, not a curated record